Messenger RNA from Corticium candelabrum, 1926 nucleotides. RefSeq lists its product as uncharacterized. The transcript has 5 exons. Bases 1 to 1926 code for a protein of 641 amino acids. The record is from RefSeq and is a predicted model, not a curated record. Lineage: Eukaryota; Metazoa; Porifera; Homoscleromorpha; Homosclerophorida; Plakinidae.
AUGGCUGAACAAGAGUUUCCUCAACGCCUAGUGCCUAUAGGCAAGAUAGGAGAAUUCGAUCACGAAAAAAGGAAGACUGGCCUGCGUACCAAGAACAGAUGGAGUCCGAAGACGUAUGGACUACUACAAAACUUGGUAGCACAAGAGAAGCUGUCAGAGAAGACACUGGAGGUCUUACAAAGAGAGUCGUCUGCAUAUUAUGUGUCAAAGCCUUUGGCAAGAGCAGAACGUUUCAAGUUUCUGGGAAUAUGCCAGCAACCAAAUGAAACGGUACUAGACUUUAUGGCUCAACUCAGAAAGAUGGCAGAGCACUGCAAAUUUGGAGCAACGCUUGGAGAUCUAACUUUAGCCAGGGCACUGAAAAUAGUGCAAGCAAUGGGGACUGCAGAGAAACAGUCUGCGCAAAUGCGAAAUGUGUCGGAAACAGAAGCUAGGAAGGCUGAUGUGCAAGUCAUCACAGCAAGGAAAUAUGCAAGUGGAGAAGAGUCAGCUGAUCGCAAAGACCCAUUGUGUGAACACAGAUAUGGUGAGAAAGCAGGAAGAAUCUUUUUUACAAUGAAUAUUGAGCACACACCUAGCGUGAUGGUGCAAAUGAGUGUUAAAGAGAAACAGCUGCAAAUGCAAGUUGACACCGGCGCGUCUGUGUCAAUAAUCUCUCAACGUACGUGGAAGCAGUGUUUCUCACAGUUGAAGCCUGUUCAUUCUGCCACAGUAUUGAAAACAUAUACUGGAGAGCUACUUCAUGUGAUUGGCGAGAUAACAGUAGAUGUCAAAUACAACAAGCAGCAAGUCAAACAACUUCCGUUGUUUGUUGUUUCUGGGGAAGGACCGUCUCUAGUAGACCGUAAUUGGCUACACAGGAUCCGGUUGAAUUGGCACAACAUCUGUGUCUUAUCUCCCGCAUACAGCGUAAAUGAGUUGAGGAAACAAUUUCCAGAGCUGUUCAAGGAAGGCCUGGGAACUGUACAAGACUACACGGCAAGAUUAGAGACUGAUUCACCUCCACAAUUUUUCAGACCAAAAUCUGUGCUAUAUGCAUUGAAGGAUGCCAUUGAACAAGAUUUAGAACGAAUGGUACGCCUGGGAGUAUUGGAAAAGGUCAGCACAAGCAAGUGGGCUGCUCCCAUUGUUCCUGUUCCCAAGAGUGAUGGAAGCGUGAGGAUUUGUGGCGAUUACAAAGUUACAGUAAACAAGGGAUUGACAGUAAAGACUCACCCCUUACUGAUGCCUGAUGAUCUAUUUGUGACAUCGGCUGGAGGUGGAGUUUUCACAAAACUGGAUUUGGCAAAUGCAUACCAGCAAGUACUAUUGGAGGAAGAGUCAAGACAUGUUGUUACUAUCAAUACGCAUAAAGGGUUGUAUCGUUAUACCCAACUUCCUUUCGAAAUUUCAAGCGCACCUGCAAUUUUUCAAAAUGUUAUGGACCAGGUGUUGCAAGGGCUAGAUGGAGUGGUCUGCUACUUAGAUGACAUUUUGGUGUCAGGCAAAUCAGCAAGAGAGCAUUGGAAAAAUCUAGUUGUGGUCUUGACAAGACUCGAAAACCAUGGUCUUCGUCUCAAGUUGAACAAAUGUGUGUUCAUGGCAACAUCAGUGGAGUAUCUUGGUUUCCAUAUUGAUUCCUCAGGUCUACAUGCCUCAAGUAAGAAAGUGGAAACAAUCCAAGCUGCUCCCCAACCCCAGAAUGUGUCGCAGCUGCGUUCUUUCUUAGGAAUUAAAAUUGCUUGUGAUGUGUCUCCAUAUGGAGUUGGGGCAGUCAUUUCACAUGUGCUAGCAGAUGGCAGUGAGAGACCAAUUGCCUUUGCAUCACGUACUUUAACAGAUACAGGCGGAAUUAUUCCCAAGUGGAUAAGGAAGCUUUGGCUUAGUCUUUGGCGUUUGCCGAUUCCAUCAGUAUUUGCAUGGAAGGAGUUUCACGUUAGUCACUGA